AUGCAACCAAACACCCCUCAGCAAUCUGCCCCCAUCUACCCUUGGUGGUAUGGUGGAGCUGGCGGCGUAUUCGCCUGCAUCAUAACUCACCCAUUGGAUCUUGCAAAAGUACGCUUACAAACUGCUUCUCUACCAAAACCCUCGCUCCUCCUUAUGCUUAAAAAUAUUCUACAAACAGAGGGUAUUUUUGGGCUUUACUCUGGAUUGAGCGCAUCAAUUCUUCGACAAUGUACUUAUACUACGGCAAGAUUUGGCUGCUACGACUAUAUCAAAGAAGCAUGGAUUCCAAAAAGUGAAAUCAACAAUACAUUCUAUUUACUACCUUGUUCCAUGCUUAGUGGAGCAGUAGGUGGUCUGGUAGGUAAUCCAGCUGAUAUCGUCAACAUAAGAAUGCAGAACGACACCCAACUCGAUGUUUCAAGGAGAAGAAACUAUAAACAUGCUCUUGAUGGAAUUUACAAAAUUACUAAAAAUGAAGGCAUCAAGAAACUAUUUACAGGCUUGACACCAAACUUGGUUAGAGGUGUUCUAAUGACAGCCAGUCAAGUGGUAACUUACGACGUCUUUAAAAACUCUCUUGUAACCAAUUUCAAUUUCGAUCCGGUCAAAAAAACGACACACUUUACAGCUUCUUUAUUCGCAGGUUUAGUCGCCACGACUAUCUGUUCUCCUGCAGACGUUAUCAAGACAAGAAUUAUGAACGCGCACCAACACCACGAGAGUGCUGUGAAGGUUCUAAUUGACUCCGUUAAAAAUGAAGGUCCCGCCUUUUUAUUCCGAGGAUGGCUCCCAAGUUUCGUAAGAUUAGGCCCAAAUACAAUCUUAAUUUUCCUAGCAGUCGAACAAUUGAGAGAGUGGAAACUUGGCAUGCCAACUCAGUAA
Molecule: messenger RNA, 882 nt
Organism: Zygotorulaspora mrakii
Lineage: Eukaryota; Fungi; Ascomycota; Saccharomycetes; Saccharomycetales; Saccharomycetaceae
Gene: DIC1
Product: Dic1p
Exons: 1
Coding region: 1-882 (293 amino acids)
Biological process (GO): malate transmembrane transport; thiosulfate transport; phosphate ion transmembrane transport
Molecular function (GO): malate transmembrane transporter activity; oxaloacetate transmembrane transporter activity; succinate transmembrane transporter activity
Source: RefSeq, a predicted model, not a curated record